AGUCCGACCUGUGGUUGCAGUAGUACUGCAUCGCUCUCGUGGACGACGUUUAUAAGAAUUUUUCCAAAGCUCUCUGAUCCUGCCAUCGAAAUUUUCCAUCGUUUUUACGGUUUCUGUCUUUCAAAGCCAGUGGCCGUAAUCUACAGCUGUCUUUUUUUGUAAUAUUUUCUGCUGAACUGUUGAAAAAGGCAUAUAUAUUUACGUUUCGGCAUCUGCCUGAUUGCCUCUCGCGUUGCGUCCAGCCUGAAGAAAACGCCAUCGACAAGCAACCGACCAAUAUCAUCCUGCCUCACAUCUCUAGCCAAUCAGCAUACGUCUUGGCGCGACCUUGACCAGCAGCGCGUGCGACCCUGACAUAGGUGGCGCCAUGUUCGCACACGUGGCCUCGGCGGCGGCAGAUUUGGCGCCAAAAUCGCCGGUAUCGCCCAAGCAACCAUCGCCAAAGGAGGCGCCCAACUAUAAUCCGAGCGGAGAGUUUGCAGCGCGCUACGACGUCGGAGCCGUCAUCGGAAAAGGUGCUUUCUCAAUUGUGCGGCGAUGUGUGCAGAAAUCCACUGGCCUGGAGUUCGCUGCCAAAAUCAUCAACACCAAGAAGUUGACGGCACGAGACUUUCAAAAGUUGGAGCGCGAGGGCAGGAUAUGCCGGAAGCUCCAACACCCCAAUAUUGUACGACUUCACGACAGUAUCCAAGAAGAGAGCUUUCAUUACCUGGUCUUUGAUCUCGUGACUGGCGGGGAACUGUUUGAAGAUAUCGUCGCCCGGGAGUUUUACAGUGAAGCGGACGCGUCUCACUGUAUCCAGCAGAUUCUCGAGUCGGUCAACCAUUGCCACCUCAACAGCAUCGUGCACCGGGAUCUCAAGCCGGAGAACCUGCUGCUGGCCAGCAAAGCCAAGGGCGCCGCCGUGAAGCUGGCGGACUUUGGUCUGGCCAUCGAGGUGCAGGGUGACCAGCAGGCCUGGUUUGGUUUCGCCGGUACUCCCGGCUACCUAUCCCCGGAGGUACUGAAGAAGGAGCCGUACGGCAAGCCUGUGGACAUCUGGGCCUGUGGUGAGUGUUACAGAGGAGGGAUCGUCCGCCAUCCACCGACCGUCGUCCGCGUCAACUGUCUACCUUACACCGUCCACCAUCCACCGCCCACCGUCCACCAUCCGCCGUCCACAGUCCACCGUGCGCCAUCAAGCAUCCACCGUCCACCGUCCACCGUGCGCCGGUGGCUGGCCGGCAGCGUCCCAGCACCCAAUGACGCCUGGCUCCCUGCCAGUACG
This is a messenger RNA of Amphibalanus amphitrite, 1267 nucleotides long. RefSeq names its product calcium/calmodulin-dependent protein kinase type II alpha chain-like. Lineage: Eukaryota; Metazoa; Arthropoda; Thecostraca; Balanomorpha; Balanidae. Gene Ontology annotation, molecular function: calmodulin binding; calcium/calmodulin-dependent protein kinase activity; ATP binding. Gene Ontology annotation, cellular component: neuron projection; cytoplasm. The transcript has 9 exons. The annotation marks the transcript as partial. Gene Ontology annotation, biological process: protein phosphorylation. The record is from RefSeq and is a predicted model, not a curated record.